GAAGCGGCAGGCGCACUACGAGAUCAAGUGUGGGAGUGCGUGUUUGUUUAUGUGUCUGAGAGGAGAGAGAGACGGGAGGCUCACUGGAUCAGCGCUGCAUCGUGGAGUAGUUUCUAGUAACACUGAGGAAGAGUGGGAGUGUGGACUCACAGAGGAAAAGUCUGAAGAGGAGGGGGAAGUGAUUGAGGAGGAAAAAAAGAGAAGGAGAGACACCUUCCCAAGAGAGGAGGAGUGAAACCACCGGUAAGAAAAUAUUAAUGAUCUGACAAAAAAAGCUCACAACAUCCCGAGUGCGAGACGGGCUUAUGAUCAUCACUCCAAACACGCACAAGGGCCACGCUGACACAACCGAAAAAGUGGAGGAAAGAAGAGGACACGUGAUUCGCCUUGGGACUCUAUCAAAAUAAAAGUCAUCCUUGGAUUUUUCAUUACUUUAAAAUACCCUGGACCCAAAGUCCUCCUGUCGUGCUGACCUUUUCCAAGUCCAGCCCCCCCCCUCUCUGCCAGGAGCAAAGAUGAGCUGCAGGAAAAGGUGCAAGCGGGAGAUCUUCAAGUUCGCUCAGUACCUGUUCAGACUCAUCACAGGGACGCUCAACACUGACAGUGUGGAAGAUGAGCUUGAACUAUCCGCAGUCCGCCAUCGCCCUGAGGGCCUGGAGCAGCUCGAGGCGCAGACCCGUUUCUCCCGCAAGGAGCUCCAGAUCCUCUACCGUGGCUUCAAAAAUGAAUGCCCCAGCGGUGUCGUGAAUGAAGAGACUUUCAAAGACAUCUACGCACAGUUCUUCCCACAAGGAGAUGCUUCAACAUACGCACAUUUUCUCUUCAAUGCAUUUGACACAGACCACAAUGGCUCUGUGAGUUUCGAGGAUUUUGUUAUGGGCCUCUCUAUUCUCCUGCGGGGCACAAUCCAGGAAAAACUCAACUGGGCUUUCAACCUGUAUGAUAUCAAUAAAGAUGGAUAUAUCACUAAAGAGGAGAUGCUCGACAUCAUGAAGGCCAUCUACGACAUGAUGGGAAAAUGUACAUACCCAGUCCUGAAAGAAGAGACGCCUCGUCAGCAUGUAGAAGUCUUCUUUCAGAAGAUGGAUAAAAAUAAAGACGGCGUGGUUACCAUAGACGAGUUCAUCGACUGCUGCCAAAACGAUGAAAACAUCAUGCGAUCAAUGCACCUCUUUGAAAAUGUUCUUUAACUUUUGGCUGACGGAGACAGCUCUGGGAGAGUACUUCAUCUUUAGCUCUGACUUGGACUCAUACUGUGUACAGUGUGCUAUGCAGACUUUGACCAUAGAUAAAGCAUCGUUCAUGACUGUGGGGUAGGAGUAGGCAGCAUGGUGCCAGCACUCUGGAAAAAGAUGCCUUUUGAACAUUUUAUUAAAUAAGUCCAAUUAAGAUUAAAAGACAGAGAAAACAGAGGGGGGAGGGUUUUAAAAGCAGUGCUGAUUUUUCAAAAUAAAACACUUCAAGGUUGACUCCCACCUCCUGUCUCUGGAGUGUCUUUCAAUUUACCAAACGCUGCGUUCUGCGGGCUGUUUUAGCCUUCGACUUUACAAAACACACAAGCAGAGAUUUCAGCUGCAGCCUUGACUUGUUUCAUUUACUGCCAAGUGAAAUCACUGUGACUUUUUACAGCAUCAAGAGAAAAAACACAACAAACAUCUCAAGUUUUCACAUUCCAAACUGGCCCUUAUUUCCAGAGUGUUCUCGCCUCGACUUAGUUUACCAUCGUGGUCUUUGAAAGAGCAUUUAGAGAAAAAAUAAACAGGUGUAUCAUUUUAAAUUGUAAAUACUAUAGAUAAAGCAUUAGAUAAUAACUCUGUGAGGAGUUUUCAACUUUGUCCAUGUUUACUUGCCAACUAGAAAUGAGACAACACAAGGAUUGUAUUGAUGUCAAAAUCGGACCAUGAUACCGAUGGUUUGUCUACAGAAGCACACAGGUAGCUACAUUUACCACCAGUUAGAACAUUAGAUGAAAUAUUUGUCUUAAAAUAAAAGCUGCUUACAGUGUCUUUCUUUAACCUUCUGUAUUUUCCCUGUAAACAUCAUAAUUAUUGUUUUAUUUUUGUUUUGGCAGCACUGUUUACACUGAGAGCAGUGCUGGAGGUUAUUUAUAUGCUGUUAUAGUCAUUGUACAAAAGACUGUCAGUUGUACAGUAUUAAAGGAAAGUUUGCU
This is a messenger RNA of Cheilinus undulatus (humphead wrasse), 2170 nucleotides long. It is a transcript of the gene kcnip4a, whose product is annotated as potassium voltage-gated channel interacting protein 4a. The record is from RefSeq and is a predicted model, not a curated record. Gene Ontology annotation, biological process: regulation of potassium ion transmembrane transport. Gene Ontology annotation, molecular function: potassium channel regulator activity; calcium ion binding. The transcript has 8 exons. Gene Ontology annotation, cellular component: voltage-gated potassium channel complex. Lineage: Eukaryota; Metazoa; Chordata; Actinopteri; Labriformes; Labridae. The coding region runs from base 516 to 1190 and encodes 224 amino acids.